Messenger RNA from Penicillium nucicola, 948 nucleotides. Its product is annotated as alpha/beta hydrolase. Bases 1 to 948 code for a protein of 315 amino acids. Lineage: Eukaryota; Fungi; Ascomycota; Eurotiomycetes; Eurotiales; Aspergillaceae. Gene Ontology annotation, molecular function: hydrolase activity. The transcript has 3 exons. The record is from RefSeq and is a predicted model, not a curated record.
AUGGCUGCAUCUUUGGAUAUAGUCAACCAAACCUUCGCGAAUGAACUUUCCAAAGGACCUCCUUUAUAUGAGAAGACACCGGUCGAAGCGCGCCAAAUCCUCGAGAGUGUACAGCAACACACCCCAGCACCUGAUAUCACCCAAGAGGAACUUGAUGUCCCCUAUGAAUCCUACAAUGUGAAGACAAUUAUCUUCAGGCCGAAAAGUGCCAAUGGCCAUCUGUCUACUAUCUUCUAUACGCACGGGGGCGGUUGGAUUCUGGGAAGCCCCACUGUUCACGGCUCUUUGAUGGAAGACCUGGCACGACAGACCGGUGCAGCUAUAGUGUUCCCAUACUAUACCCCCGCGCCGGAGAAGCAGUAUCCUACUCAAUUUGAGGAGUCAUUUGCUGUGUUGAAGUAUAUUGUUGAAAAUGGAGAAAAGUAUCAUUUGAAGACAGAGACACUUGCUUUGGCUGGUGAUAGUGUUGGCGGGCACAUGGCCAUCGCCAUGGUCCAGCUAAUCCACACCCGCAACCUACCCGUCAAGCUGUGUCAACUCAUUCUCUUUUACCCAGUUACCGACACAGCAGAGAAAAGUGAAACGUACAAGAUAUACAAAGAUGGGCCAUACCUCACUGAAAAAACGAUGGACUGGAUGAUCAGUGCCUUUUUGCCAAAUGAAGAGCAGAGGUGCAAUGCUCUUACUUCGCCGUUGAAGUAUGCAACCGACGAAGAACUAUCCAGAUUUCCGUCCACUGCUGUCUUCCUAUCUGGCGCUGACCCGCUUAUUGGAGAGGGUCGGGCAUUUGGGUUGAGGCUGCAAGCCGCUGGUGUCGAGACUGCAAUUUUGACGGCUGAUGGGCAGAUUCAUGAUUAUGUUAUGCUUGAGCCUAUUCGAGGAACGGAAACCGCCAAAGCUGUGAUUAAGCUGGCUUCCCUAUACUUGAAAAACGGAUUGGGACUGUGA